ACUCCUGGUUGUGGCAGUUAUUCCGAACUUACUCUCACUUCUUCGGUGAAGUGCCAAGGAGGAAAUGAAUACUUUGAGCUGAGGUUGGUGAAUUCAGGUGCCUGAAUCACCCACUCUACUCUCCACAAUUCGUGACCAGGGUAAUUAUGCCUCGUGGCCAUAAUAGUAAGCUCCGGGCCCGCAAGAAACGCCGCCAGGCCCGUAGUGAAACUCACUCUAUGCAGGAUGCUCAGGCAUCCACUGCAGCAGAAGAGAGAGAGGAGACUCCUUCCUUCUCUCCCCUUUGUAGUGCUGAUGUUCAGCACUCUUCUGUUACUGAUUCACCUGGCAAAUCUAAAUAUUCUCAACAGCCCACUACUGCUUCUGUAAGUGCUCUGAGCAUAAAAUCUGAUGAAGAUAAAGAGAGCCAAGAUGAUGAGAUUCCAAGCACUUCCUGGGCACCGUCCCCGUCCCCAACUGCUAAUUUAUCUUCAGCUAUGAAAGAUGACAUAGCAGUUUCAUUGGUAGAGUUCAUGCUGCAAAAAUAUAACAGGAGGGAGCCAAUAACAAGGGAAGAAAUACUAAAGUGUUUCUUUCCAUUGAACAAGGAAGAUUUUCAUGAGAUUCUUAAGAAAGCCUCUGAACUCAUGGUGUUGGCCUAUGGCAUUGAUGUUAAGGAAAUUGACCCAAUCAAUCAUAGAUAUGUUUUUGUCAACAUACUCAGUCCUAAUGGUGAUGAAAUUCUUAAUGGUGAGACAAUUCAGUCUAGGAAUGGCCUUUUGAUGUUGAUGCUGUGUCUGAUCUUCAUGAAUGGCAACUGUGUUAAUGAGGACUACAUCUGGGAAGUGCUUAGUGUGAUGGGGGUUUAUGCGGGAGUCAAUCACACCAUCUAUGGAAACGUCAAGAAGCUCAUCACUAAAGAUUUCGUGAAUGAGGGGUAUCUGGAGUAUCGGCAGGUACCCAUCAAUGGUAUACCAUGUCAUCAAUUCUUGUGGGGUCCCCGGGCCAGAUAUGAAACCAGCAAAAUGAGAUUCCUUGAGUUUCUGGCCAAGGUUCAUAACACUGUUCCCACUGCCUUCCCAUCAUUGUAUCAAGAGGCUUUGAGAGCUGAAGAAGAAAGAAUUCAAGGCAGAUUUGUAGCUAUGAUUCUUAGUUUGAUGGCCAAUGACCAUCUCAAUGGCAAUUCCAGCAUCUAAAGUCUUAAAUUUCUGCUUUUCAUCACUCUUGAAGAGAACAUUCAAGAAGCUAGUGGGUGCAUGAGGUAGUGUUACAGUAAAAAUAGUCCAUUUCAUAUUUCCAGUCUUAAUCUACAUAAAUAACUUCAUUUUUUAAAGUUUUCAAACUAUUUCUUUAGAAAAAUCUGAGAGAACUUUACCAUCUACAUUUGUGACAUAUAUGUGUUACCAUCAACAUUGUUCACAAUGCUUAUGUGUUAAAGCUUUACUAUUGAAAACAACUUGAGAACAGUUCUUAUUUAUUUGAAAAAAAACAAGAAAACAUGGCACUGGAAUAGGCAUUAUCUUAGAAUAUGAAAAAUGCAAUUAAAUGAUUUACAACAAGAAAGAGAAAACUGUUGUGGACUAUACAUUCUUGAUUUUUCUGAUUCCUUCUAUCUGUUAUUCUACAAAAUAAAAAAAUUAAGUUUAUGU
Messenger RNA from Arvicanthis niloticus (Nile rat), 1628 nucleotides. RefSeq names its product melanoma-associated antigen B4-like. Gene Ontology annotation, biological process: negative regulation of transcription by RNA polymerase II. Lineage: Eukaryota; Metazoa; Chordata; Mammalia; Rodentia; Muridae. Gene Ontology annotation, cellular component: nucleus. The record is from RefSeq and is a predicted model, not a curated record.